Glossina fuscipes is the source of this 3416-nucleotide messenger RNA. RefSeq names its product unc-112-related protein-like. The transcript is spliced from 2 exons. The coding region runs from base 956 to 3076 and encodes 706 amino acids. Gene Ontology annotation, biological process: integrin-mediated signaling pathway; cell-matrix adhesion. Lineage: Eukaryota; Metazoa; Arthropoda; Insecta; Diptera; Glossinidae. The record is from RefSeq and is a predicted model, not a curated record. Gene Ontology annotation, molecular function: integrin binding. Gene Ontology annotation, cellular component: cell-substrate junction.
AGAUGAAUAUUUUGUAAAAUAUGUUGUAGGAAAAAAAAUGAGAACAUUGAAAAAAAAACGAAGCGGAUGGAUAAUUUAAGGCGUUUUUAAAAAGGUAUACGAAACUGCUGCAGUAAAUAUCAUCAUCAUUUAUAGUGUGAAAUGAAUCAAUCGUUGUAUGUUUUGUGCAGGUUUCUCUUCUCUUCUAUAAAUAGCAUUUUAUGAAACCAUAAUGUAUUAAGUAUGAAUGUAUCGGUGGAAACAAUAAAAGUGAGGGAGAAACGCGAAGCAAACAUUUUCCUUGACUGCGUCAUCGGAGUAACUUUAAUUAAUUUAAAUUAAAAUUGAAUGUUUUACUGUUUACUACUGAUCCCGUUUCGUUAAACGUCGGGUGUUAAAAACGACCCCGCGCAGCUUGCAAGGGCGUAAUUUAAACCACAUCGAAGUGUAGAUUAAUUACUCGUUAUAUGACACUUGUAUUUAUUUAUUCAUUUAGUCAACAUCUACCAUCGCAUACUUAGUGUCUCUCAAGCUAAUCUAAAGUCAUACAUACGUUAUCGCUUGUCAGAAUUUGGCUUGAGGAGUUGAUUCAAUGUGUUCAAUGUGUUAACGCCUGCAGUGAAUAGCUUGCAGUAUGUACAGACAGACCUUGAUCACAUUUGCGCACAACUUAUAUAUAUAUAAAAUUUUAUAUUAUUGAAAGAAACGAACCAACACACAUCGGUACAUCGACAUUUCCACUGGAUUUAAAAUACCCAGAUCUUCAUAUCAUCUCCUAGAAAGUAAAUGUAUUUUUAUUGAGCAAAUACGCGCACAUACAGACAUAUUUUUGAGUCUCGGAAAUGAUAGCCUGCAUUGUGCUGCGAAGACAUUCUGAAUAAGUGAAGCAAUUCGGCACAACUUGUAGUUUUCUUUUGCCCGACAGAACAUCAGAUUACGUUAUUGUUUCGGCGCGCUGUCAACCGGUCGCUUUAAAAUGAUUCAUGUGGGUGAGAAUACUUGGAAUUUGCGGAUCUAUAUAACAGAUUUGCAAGUGGAAAGGCAUCUGAGGGUGCGCGGUGAUCAACAUAUUGGUGGAAUUAUGCUGCAAUUAGUAGAUCCUGAAAAUCCAAAAGAUUGGUCAGAUCACGCUUUAUGGUGGCCCGAAAAAAAUAUAUGGCUAUCUCGUACCCGUUCCACUUUGGAUCAAGUGGGCGUUCAAGCAAACAGUUUAUUGCACUUUACACCAAUGCACAAAAUAUUGCGCGUUCAAAUGCCGGAUUUACGUCACAUUGAUUGUCGAGUAGAUUUCUCAAUAAAAACAUUUGCUGCUGUUGUUCAUUUAUGCAAAGAUUUGGAUAUACGACACCCCGAAGAACUGUCACUGUGUAAGCCCUUGGAAUCUGAACAUCUGAAGAAAAACUUUGCUAAAUUUCCUCCAAAAAAGAUACCUAUAAUAGAGCCGGAUGGUACUGUGUAUUUGCAACCAGCUGCUGAUACAAACUCUUUCAUACCUAUAAACUCAACGUAUCAUGGUAGCAACGGUAGCUUAGAUAGAAGUCAUAAUGGCAAUUUUCUUUGUGCGCCAGUAUCCCCAUACGCUACCACGCCAAGAAAAGCCGGUACUGCACCCGGCACUCCGAUCAGUUCACCUACUGGUACCUGGAAACAUAGCAGCAGCGGUUAUACAACAUAUGACUCCUCCUCAAGUCUUGGAGACUUUCAGGAAAAUUUAGCUGCUUCACCUCGUAUACCUAGUCCGGACGUUCGAAAUCGUUUGAUACGUCCAAAAACUUUGAUUGAAAAGGCUCGUAUGAAUAUAGGCUGGCUUGAUUCAUCGCUAUCCAUUAUGGAGCAAGGUAUACGCGAGUACGAUACUUUAUGCUUGAAAUUUAAGUAUUAUACUUUCUUUGACCUUAAUCCAAAAUACGAUCAAGUUCGCAUUAAUCAAUUGUAUGAGCAGGCAAAGUGGUCGAUAUUGAAUGAAGAAUUUGACUGCACGGAAGAGGAAAGCCUAAUGUUCGCGGCUUUACAAUUUCAAAUAAAUCAACAAAAUGAUACUUAUCCGGGUCUGGAUUUCCCCAUCGAUUCCUCUAAUGGUACCGACGAUGACAUUGACUCGGCUCUGAAUGAACUGCAAAUAACUCUUGAGGGUCCGAAUAUUAAUAAAGAGGGUAACAUUACCAAAAUUCCGGAAUUGUCCGAUUAUUUACGUUUUUUGAAACCAAAAAAAUUCACCAUGAAAGGUUACAAGCGGUAUUUCUUUACUUACCGUGAUUUACAUUUACAUUUGUAUAAAAGUGCUGAAGAGUCGCGACGCGGAGCUCCCGCAAUUACAAUUAAUCUUCGUGGCUGUGAGGUAACGCCAGACGUGAUUUUAUCCCAAAACAAAUUUGCCAUAAGAUUAGAAGUUCCGCCAGAAGGUAGUAUUGGUCCAAAUACUGAAGUGUGGAUUCGAUGUGAAACUGAAGAGCAGUAUGCUAAAUGGAUGGCUGCUUGCCGUUUGGCUUCAAAAGGCCGCUCCCUCGCUGACAGUUCUUAUGACAGCGAAGUAUCUAAUAUAAGAACUUUAUUAAGCUUGCAAAAGCCUACACAGGGCGCAUCAGUGAAUGUCGAUCCACGCUCCGUAGACGCAAAUGAAUAUUUAUCAUCGAAAAUGUUACGAAAACUCUCAAACAAAUCGGCUCAUCGCAUUCUGGAAGCUCAUGCCAAUGUUCGUAAACUUUCCCUAAUUGAUGCAAAAACGAAAUACAUUCAAGCGUGGCAAUCUUUACCUAACUUUGGUGUCUCUCUGUUUGUCAUCAAAUUCGACGGUCAUAAAAAGGAAGAAUUACUUGGUGUGGCACAUAAUCGCAUAAUGCGUAUGGAUUUGAAUACUGGUGAUCAUAUUAAAACGUGGCGGUACAAUACCAUGAAAGCUUGGAAUGUCAAUUGGGGCAUUAAGUGUAUGAUGAUACAAUUUCACGAUGAGAAUGUUGUUUUCUCAUGCCUCUCGGCCGAUUGCAAAGUUGUCCAUGAAUUUAUAGGCGGUUACAUAUUUAUGUCUAUGCGUUCAAAAGAAAAUAAUCAAACUUUAAACGAGGAAAUGUUUCAUAAAUUAACAGGGGGGUGGAUCUGAAAUAUCAUAUCCAAUAUUACAUGUACAAGGAUUACGUGAAUUUGCAUCAAACACAACAACAAACUGCUUUGCACUUAUACACUUAGUAUUGAAUAAUUUUAUAAAUAAUUAUUAAUCUUACAAAUAACAUAAUUAAAUAUCGAUUUGUGCAAGUAACACAAUUUAAAAAAAAAGCAUACAUUCGUGCGUAUGUAUCUCUCUAUGUAAAGAAAAAAUCCAGUGCAAAUACGAUCCAAGACAAUAAUGGAGAAUAUUAAUCAUAUUAUAGCAAUUUUAAGUACAUCCGUAACGUUAAGGGAAAUGAGUUUUUUUUCGCGAUUUUAAUGUGUUUGCUAAUAAA